This is a messenger RNA of Rotaria socialis, 603 nucleotides long. The record is from the annotation of a GenBank genome assembly. Lineage: Eukaryota; Metazoa; Rotifera; Eurotatoria; Philodinida; Philodinidae.
AUGAAUAAAAACUCUGAAAUUCUCUCAGAUGAACAAAAUAGAUCUCCGAUGAUGAUUCAGCUGGCUAGUUUACGAAGGCUAAAAGAAGUCGGUUGGUAUUGGGGUCCAUUGAGUUGGAUUGAAGCUGAACGAUUACUUAAAGAUAAACAAGAUUAUUCAUUUAUUGUUCGCGACAGUAGCCAUCGUCAUUAUUUUCUAGCUAUAACAUUUAAAUCGCAAGGCAACAUUCAUCAUACUCGUAUAGAACACAGUAACAAUUCAUUUAGUUUCUAUCAUGGAACUUCGAAAUCACAAUGUACAUCACCAGAUAUAGUAGAAUUUAUAGAAAAUACAAUUGAACAUUCAAAAUCGGGUCAAUUUAUGUUUUUUAUUCGAUCAAAUAUACCCGGUCAACCAAUGACACCUGUGCGUCUUCUAUAUCCAGUAUCACGUCUUGCUUAUAUGCCAUCGUUAAAACACAUAGCCCGGUUUGUAAUACAUCGACACAUAAGCCGAGAUCUUAUCGACGAUCUUGAUCUUCCACGACGAUUGAAAUCAUUUUUAAAAGAAGCCCAGAUUUAUACGGAAAAUAUUCCAUCGUCAGAUGAAAUAGCGGAAACUUGA